GGCACUCGCGACAGUCGUCACGACGAAGUCCGUCGCUCUUCCUCAGUCGAUGUCGAGGCUCUGCCUCCUUCCUACGAGGACUCUAUCGAGCUCCCUGCGUACACGCAGGUUUCGGACCAGCCUACGUUGGCAAUGUACCUGUUCAAAUUUGGCUUCCUGUUCCCCCUCUUCUGGGUGGCAGGUGCAUUCAUCUUGCUCUCGCCGCUUCGUGCUCCCGAGGAUUGGGAGUCCACCAAGCCCGAGGUCGUGCGGCGCGAGUUGAUCGAGUCCAUGCGCCGCACCGAGAUCAAGUGGGCACGGCGCUGCCUUAUCGCCCUCGCUGUCCUCACCCUCGUCCUCGUUGCCGUCGGCCUCAGUGCA
This is a messenger RNA of Dichomitus squalens LYAD-421 SS1, 360 nucleotides long. RefSeq lists its product as uncharacterized. Lineage: Eukaryota; Fungi; Basidiomycota; Agaricomycetes; Polyporales; Polyporaceae. The transcript has 2 exons. The annotation marks the transcript as partial. The record is from RefSeq and is a predicted model, not a curated record.